Rhododendron vialii is the source of this 1987-nucleotide messenger RNA. RefSeq names its product nuclear pore complex protein NUP1-like. Gene Ontology annotation, biological process: poly(A)+ mRNA export from nucleus; nuclear membrane organization. The transcript has 3 exons. The record is from RefSeq and is a predicted model, not a curated record. The coding region runs from base 518 to 1090 and encodes 190 amino acids. Gene Ontology annotation, cellular component: nuclear envelope. NCBI's taxonomy places the organism in Eukaryota, Viridiplantae, Streptophyta, Magnoliopsida, Ericales, Ericaceae.
AUUGAACUAACUGUUCAACAUUCAUCUACAUUUUAACGGCUUUGAUAGAAUGGUUCAGAUGUUACGUUGCUUUCUCUGACAGGAAUCUAAAUGUCUUUAGUAUAUGUGGACUCAUGCUUUAUUACUGGUUAAAUUAUACUGCCCAGAUCUGAGGUUGACCGUUUGACAGAACUACUACAUUCAAAACCUAUCGAUAUACCUACAGGGGAUGACCACAACAUGGGUGAAGUAAAUGUUCCACAACCAAUGUCUGCAUAUGGGAUGCAACAGAAUGUUUCGAGUAGCCCAAUGUUGACCAUGUGAUAGAGAUGCCCUUGGAGAAUCGGUUUCGUGGGCACGUUUUAACUCCCUUGAUCAGUUCACAUGUAAGCUAACAUGUUAUAAUCCUUUUUUUUUUUUAUUGCUUUUAACAAUUAUUUGAAUGUUUCCUUUAUGUUCCUGUUACAAAAGUUGUUUCGAUUACUAAAGUUAUAUGGUUGCACUAUUGCACUCGACUUCACUUUUAUAAGAUAAAGUUAUGUUCAGGUCGGUGAAAAAGACAUUGCUUCACCUGCUGAGCUCGCAAAAGCAAUACAUGGGUAACAGGCCUUCAAAAGUAUCACCGUCAAUGUUACGCUUGUGCAGCCAAGCAUUGAGAGAAGAUGCAAAUCUGUUGGAUAACGUAUCAUAUCCUCCAAAGACGCCUAUUCGUGUUGGAAUUCCUGAAAAUGGUUUUAUGAACCCAAGAUCCCGAGACAGAUCGGCCAUAUAUGACAUGGCUCGUACGCCAUACUUGAAUGUGAAUCCAACUGCUGACCAAAAGGGUUUCAGGUCUAUGUUUGAUGGUUAUGGUGGACCAUCUGCAUCGCCAUCAUCUGUAUAUCCGAGGGAGCAUGAUGCACAACGUGGGUCUAAGCAAUUGGCCCUAAAACGCAGAAUUUCUGCGUUAGAAUAUGAUAUUGGUUCUACUACUCCCAUACGCAGACCUCGACAGAAAACUAGUCUUUCGACUCCACAAAAUUUGAGCUUGCCGGUAUAUAGAAAUCCUCUUUCUAGUCGUGGAACUGGACUUGGGUCUAAUGGUGCUCAACCCCUUAUAUCUUUUAACUGAAAACCAUUUCCUAUAGAAGAACUUCAGUAUAGAACCUUGCAUACAGAGAAUGAGGAUAACAGCACCCCCAGCGCAAGUUAUACCCCCGUUCCUUCUAAGUCUAGUGAGAUGGCUACAAGAAUGCCACCCGUAUACGAAAAAAGGCCACAAACAAAAAGGCCCUCUACACUCCCAUGAGAAAUUCUAAAUAUCCACGUUAUCAAAAAACUGUAGGAACCAAAGCAAAAAAUUUAUCAACAUGCAAAGGGAAAUGGAUGCAUGCACAAACACAUGUUAAAGAACAAAAUGAAAAAACAAAACUAACUUGAUUUUCAACACAGCAUGCACGACAAGGACAAGGAAUUCAGCAGCUCAAAAAAAUGGGGCCACAGACAUGGUGGGUGCACGACAAAUAAAUAUGAAGUUUAUAACCAUUUACUUUUUAUCAAUGUGAACAUUAUAUCCACAAGCACCCACACAAAGACUAUAAUUUGCGACUCUUACAUCUUUCUUUUGAAGUGAUAUGAUCUAAAUGAUGGUUUUAUCGUGUUGAAAUACUUUUAUUUACAAUUCUUAAUUUUAUUUCCCAGAAAAUACCAUUAAUUCCCGAAAUAAAAUAUCUAAACUAACAUAUUGACCCCUUCUUUGUCCUAAUGUAUCUGCUAAAAAAAUGAUAAAAUUAAUUGGACACACCAACUGGCGUGUCUCAAGAGUGUCGGGUGUCCUGUCGUGUUCAAUGUAUGGUGCCCACUGAUGCCAGCAGUGGCGGACCCAGCAGUUUAGCCUAAUUGGGGCACUAUAUUAAUCAUAAUUACAAAAUUCAGUUUCAUAGUUUCCCACAGCAAAAUAACACUAAACUAAGACAUGCAUUACGAAUCCUAAAUAUUUAUAGUGCAAAAUUUGUACAUAGGAAUCUAA